AUGUCGGACGUCGAAAAGCCCGUUGAAGAGGCACCUGCUGUGACGGGUGCAGGUGCUGCCCAUGGAAGCGCUGCCGAUCAAACGACAAAGGCGCCAACUUUCCUCGACAAGCUCUCUUUAUUCACCAUUGGAAAGAACCGGGGACAGUUACCACCUGGGAAAGAUGUAGCUACAGAGUCAGGCGAGAAUGCUGCACCUCUCACUUUCUGGCAGAAGGUGAAGCUGCAUUUCAGACGUUACUGGAUCUGUCAUCUAAUUGUGCUGAUUAUUCUACUGGCUAUUUUACUUCCAUGCCUUUUCCUCUUGAUUAUCCCUAGAAUUGCGCAAGAUCUACUCAACAGUGGCUCAAUUGUGAUCGAUUCCUCAUCAAUUCUGCAACCAACCAACAAUUCCGUGAUCCUGUCUAUUGCUUCGCAUAUCUACAUUCCAGGUCCAUUCACUGUGCAUACAGAUCCCCAGCAGCUUCAGUUGUAUAUUCCUCAAGUCGGAUCAGAAUAUCCCAUGGCACUUGUGAAUCUCCCUGCAGCAAAGAUUCAUAAAAAUACCAGCAUCGGAGAAGAUAACCAGUAUACUGUCUUUGAGAAUUAUACAUCAUGGAAUAAUUUUGUCCACAACACCAUCUUCCUAAAUGCUGGCAGUUUGGGUAUGAAAGGCAAAGUCGUUACGCAGCUUGGAAAGAUUAAAAAAUUUACGCUGGAUUUGGAUAAAGUAGUCCCAUCCAAUGGACUAAAUCAGUUCAGUGGAUUCAAGAUCGACUCUGCCAGCUUGGUUCUACCAGCCGAAAGUGAUGGCACGAACCUCAUCGCAAAUGCGACCUUACCGAACCAGUCUGUGCUGACUCUUGAGAUUGGCAACACAACACUCGAUAUCAUGGCCGGUAACCUUACGAUCGGUAAAGGUGUUAUUAAGAACCUCUACUUAAAACCCGGAAACAACUCGGUACAGAUCCGGGGUACUGCAAACUUGACUACAAUCCUCGACAACCUCGGUUCCCUCAUCGCUCAGCAAAGAGAGUAUAUCAGAAACGGCUACCUAUCGCUGACCACCCAGGUUACCGAUAUCUCAUACAACGGAAGCACUGUUCCAUACUAUACCGAAGAGAUGAGUAAACUGGCUCUGACCGCACAGACGCCUUUGCUGGGAUUGCUACUCAACACGCUCUCGGGCUUCUUGCAUAGCGGAGCAGCAAACACGACCAAUCUUACUUCCAUUCUCGCCAACUAUACGAGUAAUCGCGUGACACGCGAUAACAGCGAUGAUCUUCUUAACAACGCUACACAGUUAGAAGUGGUCGCCAGGCAUCAUCUAGAAAGACUGGUCAAAUUAUAG
This is a messenger RNA of Talaromyces marneffei, 1329 nucleotides long. RefSeq lists its product as uncharacterized. The record is from RefSeq and is a predicted model, not a curated record. NCBI's taxonomy places the organism in Eukaryota, Fungi, Ascomycota, Eurotiomycetes, Eurotiales, Trichocomaceae. Gene Ontology annotation, cellular component: fungal-type vacuole membrane. The coding region runs from base 1 to 1329 and encodes 442 amino acids. The transcript is spliced from 5 exons.